This is a messenger RNA of Protopolystoma xenopodis, 384 nucleotides long. The record is from the annotation of a GenBank genome assembly. Lineage: Eukaryota; Metazoa; Platyhelminthes; Monogenea; Polystomatidea; Polystomatidae.
AUGUGUCGAAAUCAGAACGUAGACCGGCCGGCAAGUCCAAGCCUGAAGCCACAUGGGGGAGUGGCUCUACGAGGUGUGCGGAUGUGGAGGUGGAGUGAGGGUGACAUGAAGUGUGAGCCCAGCCUAUCAGGCCAUAUCUGUCAGCUGAGACCAGACUCUAACGGGCAGUCCAGAUCGCAUGGCGUCGGUUAUGAUCCGGCCACACUCUGUAAGGCAAAGGAAGGGGUCAAGAGAGACGGCGGUUGUCCGAGCUGCAUGCCAGCUCAGCGGGCGGCGAAGACAGGUGGAGGUCAUGAAAGCCUGCCGAGGCGGUCCACGCCCUGUUCUCCGGGACCACGCCCAGUGAUUCUCUUGGCGGCAAGCCCUUUAGGCCUAUUUGAUUAG